Aricia agestis (brown argus) is the source of this 3814-nucleotide messenger RNA. It is a transcript of the gene Gli, whose product is annotated as liver carboxylesterase 1F. The transcript has 14 exons. Lineage: Eukaryota; Metazoa; Arthropoda; Insecta; Lepidoptera; Lycaenidae. Gene Ontology annotation, cellular component: septate junction; tricellular tight junction; cell surface. Bases 435 to 2999 code for a protein of 854 amino acids. The record is from RefSeq and is a predicted model, not a curated record.
CUUUGCGGUUGAGAAACUUCAAUGAAGAAAUACAUAAACAAAACUCUUUGUGAUAAUUUGUUGUGGGCGUUGCCCAACUGUGAUAUCUACUGAUAAUUCAUUGAUUAUAAGUUGAUAAAAUUGUUCUAGUGUAAAUGUGUUCUACGAUAGAUAAAGUGUCGAGUAGAAACUUCAAAGUUGCUUUUUUUCAUGCACGUCGUAAAAGUUAAAAUUUUGCACAAAAUUGGCUGUAACCGUGUUUAUCUAGACUUGUGAUGCGUUUAUUGUAUAAAUUUGCAGCUAAUUCAGACUUAAACCCAACCAUAAUACUAGUUUAAUUCAUAAAAAUCCUCAAAUUCACUAAUCUAAUUAGUUGACUAAUCUUGGUUAAAGUAUGUGAUUCAUUCUCUUCGUGCAAGUAGGUGCUUCAAUUAGUAGACCGAAACCUGUGCAAUAUGUGUGUGACAAUGUUAAAAACUAGUAUAAUUAUACUUUGGAUGUUAAUACAAGUGAAAUCUCAGUCAAACAAGGAUUUAUACAACAAUGAUUUGUUUAAAAGACCACAGGAGAAUCGCCUACCUAAACCGGGGGACAGUGACUACAGGACUUACGUUUAUAACAACAGAAGAUAUGGUGCUGAUCCAUCAAGAUAUAACCCUUACAAUCCCAACAUAAACCAACCUGGAGGUUUCCCAUAUAACCCCAUAGUGACCAACCCUUUGGAUGAACAAUUUAAGUUUAAUACUAACCGAGACCCAAACAACCCAGAUUCACUUUUUCCUGGUGUUCUCGGCGGUUGGCGGGAAGACUUACAAGGCAAGGAGAGGAGAGACUCAAGGCAGCUGAAACGGGACAUAUUUGUGAAUACCAACUAUGGACAAGUACAGGGAUUUAAGGUGUAUUUGUAUGACAACCCUGACCCGAAUUCUGGUUACCGACCCUGGUUGACACCGGUAGAGAGGAUACAGGGAGAGGCAUCAGUUUUCCUCGGAAUACCAUAUGCGAGACCUCCAGUGCUUGAAGGAAGGUUUAAGCCUCCUCGGCAGCACCCAGGUUGGCAGCUGAUGCAGGCCGUAGACUGGGGUCCAGCAUGCCCGCAGCCGGUACGCUUCACUGGGGCCACCAAGGGCAUACGAGACAUGGACGAGGACUGCCUGUAUUUGAAUAUAUUCUCCCCCAAUACGGAGGCAGGCACCACCGCUCAGAAGUAUCCAGUUAUGGUGUAUAUCCAUGGUGGGCAAUUCACAUCGGGAGCGUCCAACUUGUUUCCCGCGCAUAUGCUGGCCGCUUUCUAUAAUGUCGUUGUGGUGUCUAUUAACUACAGAUUGGGGGCACUUGGAUUCCUAUCAACGGCGGACGAGAACUCCCCCGGCAACUACGGGAUACUGGACCAAGCGAUGGCGCUGCGAUGGGUGCAUGAGAACAUUGAGCCGUUUAAUGGGGACAGCGCUUCCAUUACUCUGUUUGGCCCAGGCGCGGGCGCGGCGUCCGCCGGGCUGCUAGCGCUUGCACCGCGCACUAGUCAUCUGGUCUCCAGGGUUAUAGCACAGAGCGGGUCCGCGCUUGCCGACUGGGCACUCAUAGAGGACAAGUACCGAGUACAGAACACGUCGCUGGUGUUCGGGCGGCUGCUGGGCUGCCCCAUCGACUCCUCGUGGAAGCUCGUCAACUGCCUCCGCCAGGGUAGGAGCUUCUAUGAGCUUGGGAAUGCUGAGUUCCAGCCGCAUGUAGGAUUCAUACCGUGGGGUCCAGUACUGGAGAACAACUUCACAUUCCCCGGCGACCAGUGGUACGAGGGCUGGCGCGAGUCGGACUGGCACUUCGUAGACCAAACACCUGACCAGCUGAUUGCUAAACGACAGUUCAACCCGGCGCUGCGGUAUAUGACGGGUGUGACGACGCAGGAGGCUGCGUAUGCGCUGUACACGAACGAGACUCUUGCCCCCAACUACGAGAUCGACGAGCGGUGGUUCGAGGAGAAGGUGUGGGAGUUGGUCAUGCGGUACAACUACACGCUCAACCCGCGCGGCGUGUACGAGGCGGUGCGCUACAUGUACACCUACCACCCCGCGCCGCACAACACCAGCGCCGUCCGCGACCAGUACAUACAUCUGCUCUCCGACUUCCUCUACCGAGCACCCACAGACAAGAUAGUCAAAUUGCUACUAGAACAGAAAGUACCUGUCUACAUGUACGUGCUGAACACAACAGUGGAAUCAUUCAACUGGCCAGAAUGGAGGCAGUAUGGACACGAUAUAGAACAUUACUUUCUUACCGGAGCCCCGUUCAUGGAUCAAGAGUUCUUCCCGAGAAGACAGAGAAUCGAGCGUCAGGCUUGGACUGGAAAUGAUAGGAAUAUGAGCCAUUUCUUCAUGAAGGCGUUCUCGGAUUUCGCUAGAUACGGUAACCCAACCCGCGCUCGCAUCCUCGGCGUUCACUUCGAAGAGGCGACGGAGGGUCAACUGCGGUACCUCAACCUCAACACCACGUACAAUUCCAGCAUCCAGCUCAACUACCGCCAGACCGAGCUGGCUUUCUGGACGGUCUACCUGCCGACUGUGAUUGGGAGAAUCGUGCCCACUUACCCGCCUUAUACUGAGUACUGGUGGGAGCCGAAGCAGCCGCUGCAGAUAGCGUUCUGGUCGGUGUCAAGCGCGUGCCUCGUGCUCAUUGUGCUGCUAGUUCUCUGCUGCCUGCUGUGGCGGAAUGCUAAGAGAGAGACGGAUCGAUACUACGGCGGUGACGUCUUCUUGGUACCAGAGUUGGACCGCGGCGUGGAAACGUCCUCGCGCGCCGAUCUGUACGAAUACCGCGACCUGCCGCAUAAGCAGGCCCCGCCCACAACCACGAUGAGCAACGCGACAACCCUGCAAUCUUUGAGGGCGCCGUCGGUAGCGUCUUCAGAAUCCGGUCUGUCGCUAAAAGAGAGCGUCGUAUCGGCCAGCCCUGAGCCACGACCUGCCCCGCGCCCCCGCUCUCGCACAACCCUAGUGCAUGGUGUACCGCAGACUACCGUGUGAGAUCGAUGUUUUUUACUUUUAAAUUGUUUUAAAAGAUUGGUCUACAAUUGAAUGAUAUACUUUAUGUACGAAUAAACACCGCAUUUAAAUUUUAUAACGUUGACAUUCAGGUCCAAAAUUCUGUUUGUCAGUGACCGUGCACAAAUAAGAAAGACCAGACAAUAUUAUGGACAGUAUUUUGAUCGUCGUUAAGUUCAGUUGCAGAAGAUCCAGGUCUUUGAAUUUUCUGUCUUACAUAGAAUUUCAUCGAUCGUGUUUUGGAAGACUAAAAUACGCAUUAGCGAUCAAAAUAUAGUAGACGUCCGUUUUUCCGUCGGACGUUUUUCACAUUCAGAUUUUUUAAAGAUUGCACGAUUGAUGUAAAGAUUUGUGUUACAAACACAACAUAUGAAUGAGUUAGCAAGGGCUACAGUUUAAAAUAUAAAUUAUACUAUUUGUCAGUUUAUGUUACAUAGCAAUGGCUAAACGAACAUGUAAUGUAAAUAUUAAUAAAAAAGUGUUUUAAUCAGAUCUCAGCUAGGUUUUUCUUGUAUUAUAACAAUGUUGUAUUGAUACAAUUUUCCUACCACUUUUCAAAUACAUUCCGAUAUACUACAAAUAUGAUAGGACUGUAUGCAUAUACCAUAGCUUACGAGGUUGCCAUAGAAUAGACAAUUUACAGACUGAAUAAUGACUUAUUUUAGGCACAAUGUAGAUUUACGUAAUGUACAGGUAGUAUAGGUUAGUUGUUCCAUUUUUAUACAAUCGCUUAUUUAAAACACACAGUGGCCUUCAUCAAACUAAUUCGUGUUUAUUAAUAUAAAUUAUAUAUAAAU